Olea europaea var. sylvestris is the source of this 1222-nucleotide messenger RNA. Its product is annotated as adenylate kinase 4. Gene Ontology annotation, biological process: nucleobase-containing compound metabolic process. The coding region runs from base 231 to 968 and encodes 245 amino acids. Gene Ontology annotation, molecular function: AMP kinase activity; ATP binding. Lineage: Eukaryota; Viridiplantae; Streptophyta; Magnoliopsida; Lamiales; Oleaceae. Gene Ontology annotation, cellular component: cytoplasm; mitochondrion. The transcript has 6 exons. The record is from RefSeq and is a predicted model, not a curated record.
GCCUCUUUCUUCUCCUCCCUAAAAUACCUUCCCAAUCUUCAAAAUCUCCGCAACAUCUACAUACACUAAAUGUUUGUAUCUAUGGGUUGGUGUACCUAACCUUUUUCUGAGAGUUUACAAAGCAACCCAGAACUAGAACUUACAGCAAAAGAGAGAUAAGAACCCCCCCCCCCCCCCCCCCCCCCCAAAAAAAAAAAAAAAAAAAAAAAAAAACGAAAAAAUAAAAUAAAAUGGGGAGUUCAGCGGUGGCAUUAGAGGACAUACCAUCAGUAGACAUCAUGACGGAGCUCCUCCGCCGCAUGAAGUGCGAUUCCAAGCCUGACAAACGCCUUAUUCUCAUUGGUCCACCGGGUUCCGGAAAAGGUACCCAAUCCCCAAUCAUCAAGGACGAGUACUGUCUAUGCCAUUUGGCUACUGGUGAUAUGUUGAGAGCUGCUGUUACAGCUAAGACUCCUCUAGGAAUCAAGGCUAAAGAAGCUAUGGACAAGGGAGAACUUGUUUCUGAUGACUUGGUUGUUGGAAUAAUUGAUGAAGCCAUGAAGAAGCCUUCAUGUCAGAAGGGAUUCAUUCUUGAUGGUUUCCCAAGGACAAAAGUUCAAGCAGAAAAGCUUGAUGAGAUGCUCCAGAAGCAGGGAACUAAGAUCGAUAAGGUGCUAAAUUUCGCAAUUGAUGAUGCCAUUUUGGAGGAGAGGAUUACUGGUCGUUGGAUCCAUCCUUCAAGUGGAAGGACCUACAACACAAAAUUUGCACCUCCCAAAGUUCCUGGUGCUGAUGAUGUAUCGGGAGAGCCUCUAAUCCAACGGAAAGAUGAUACUGCAGAGGUUCUUAAGUCGAGGCUGGAGGCAUUCCACCGUCAAACUGAACCUGUCAUAGACUAUUAUUCCAAGAAGGGCGUAGUUGCAGAUCUCCAUGCAGAGAAGCCCCCAGAAGAGGUGACGACCGAGGUUCAGAAAGUCUUGUCUUCUUAAGAAGUUUUAUAUAACUGUAUUUUACAGGCGCAAUCCUGUAGUCCGGUGUCUUGUUGAACUGGCUUUAUUUGCCGACUCUCUCUUUUCUUUGACUGAUCUAUUUUCAUUGCUUUCAGCUUCUCGUUUGAGUUCCAGAGGAAUUAUGUAAUUCUACCGAAAUAAAUCUCCAAUUGGUGUGAGAAGUUUUGUAAACUAAUGACUUUUGUUUUUAACUACAAAGUUUUUAUGAAUUUCUGCUCAUUUUUACUGUUUUA